UAUAUGCAGGUAGCGAGAAGUGAAUCGGCCCUUUGAUGAUACGGUAAUAUAAUAAAAGUGAUCUGGCAAGCAGCGGGUCUUAUUUUCUACUCUCUCGUGGGAAUGAGUUGCCAAUCUUUUACUUCGGCUGAUACCUUUGUACCUCUGAGUGCUGAUGCCUCUGCAGCGCUGCCUCUGAUAAUGCACCCCAGUGCUGCUGAGUGUCUCCCAGUCUCCAACCAUGCCACCAACGUGAUGUCGACAGUCCCGUCUAUUUUGUCUUUGAUCCAAACUCCUAAAUGUUUGCACACGUAUUUCUCGAUGACAACUAUGGGAAACGCAGCGACAGGACUUCAUUAUUCUGUGCCUUCCUGUCAUUAUGGAAAUCAGCCAUCCACCUAUGGAGUGAUGGCAGGCAGUUUAACCCCUUGUCUUUACAAGUUUCCAGAUCACACCUUGAGUCAUGGGUUUACUCCCCUGCACCAGCCUCUCCUGGCGGAGGACCCUACAGCCUCUGAAUUCAAGCAGGAACUCAGGCGGAAAAGUAAAUUGGUUGAAGAGCCAAUAGACAUGGAUUCCCCAGAAAUCCGAGAACUUGAGCAAUUUGCCAAUGAAUUUAAAGUGAGAAGAAUCAAGUUAGGAUACACCCAGACAAACGUGGGCGAAGCUUUGGCUGCUGUGCAUGGCUCUGAAUUCAGUCAAACAACCAUCUGCCGAUUUGAAAACCUGCAGCUCAGUUUCAAAAAUGCAUGUAAACUGAAAGCAAUACUAUCCAAGUGGCUGGAGGAAGCUGAGCAAGUUGGAGCUUUGUACAGUGAAAAGGUGGGAGCAAAUGAGAGGAAACGGAAACGGAGAACAACGAUCAGUAUUGCAGCUAAGGAUGCUUUGGAGAGGCACUUUGGGCAACAGAACAAGCCUUCCUCCCAGGAGAUCAUGCGGAUGGCUGAAGAACUGAAUCUCGAGAAAGAAGUCGUAAGAGUUUGGUUUUGCAACCGAAGGCAGCGGGAAAAACGGGUGAAAACCAGUCUGAACCAAAGUCUCUUCUCUAUUUCGAAGGAGCAUCUUGAGUGCCGAUAAGACGUGUGUGUGUGUGUGUGUGUGUGUGUGUGUGUGUGUGUGUGUGUGUUAGCCAUUUGUGUAGCAGUUUUCCAGCAAAAUCAGGAGUUACUCACUUGGUUAGCUUCAGGAACUAGAUUAAAUCACCAACUUCUGCAGUCUUUUAAAGACCCAAUGACUUAAAUUGAGAUAUUUAAUUGUUCUUAGAAUUCAGUGUUCAUGUUAAUCCUAAGACUAUAACAGCUAGGAAACUCUCCCCCCAAUACCUCGUCCAUCCUGUCUCUGCACAGAACACACACAGAGAGACUGGGUGGGGGUGACAGCAGUGUAUGUGUGAAUCUUUGUUUUAGUUUAAAAUUUCCUUUCUAAGCCAAUUUAUUUUGUUUUUAAUUUUUUAACAAAUAAGGACAGAUAUUUACAGAUUAUUAACCAUGGAAAGUCCAAGCUGAGAAUGUACUGAUGUGCCUGGAGAGCUGGCUCAGUGGUGAAGGGCAUUUGUGCCUCUCCCAGAUAACCUGGGUUUGAUACCCAGCACCCACAUGGCUCACAAUUGUCUGUAACACCAUUUCCAGGGGGAGUCCAAUGACUCUGCUAGCCUCCAUGGGCACCAGGCUUGCAUGUGGUGCACAAAUAUACAUGUAGGCAAAAAACUCAUACACAUGCCACUAGCGCUAAAGAUUUUUUGAGUAAGGUUUGAAGAGCCAGAGGCAACUAAGGAUUUUACCAUUGCCUUCAGAAAUAAUCUUCAUUCAGAUUCUAUUGAUGUCUUUGAAGUUAACAUUUAGGACUGGUUCUUAAACAAAUGGCUUUUUAUUUUUUUGAAGAUUUAUAGGAACAUUUAGGCAUGAUGUCUGUAUUCUUUCAUAAACAUGAGCUUUCUGCUGUUCUGCUAUGGAAAACAAAAGUUUCCAGCUUCUGCUUAGUGGCAGAGAAAUCCCUAAUAUGCUUCAGAUACUAGGUUCAAUCCUGAGCACAACUGAAAUAGAAAAACAAAAAAUAUAUACUUUAGGGAUUCCUGACCUCUGUCACUAAUCUAUCUGUCUGUAAGCUGUAACAGGGCAAAGCUACCUGUCUUGCUUGCUGUUAUUUCUCCAGUGACUAGAAAAGUGCUUGCUUAUAGUAGGUAUCUACAAACUGGGCCAAAGGGAUGGGUGUUACAGUGGACAACUGGUACAAUCAGGAAGGGUGCCAGCCAACUUAAAAAAUCUGAGUGAGUUUUGAAGUCCCGGUGUAGAAACUCACUUGAGGUCCCCUAACAGUGUGUCAAUUUGGGUAUGGGUCAAUUUUGGUCUGAAUGGUUACAUGAUUUCUUAUUAAUAAAAGUUGGAAACAAUGACUUUUCAGUUCUCCAGAUUAUAAUGAAGAUAUUUAUUGAAUCUGAAAAUGAACUCUGAAACUUGUAAGUAGAAGCAAUCUAUAAUGUGAUGUAAAUCUGGAACAGCAACUUUGCCAUUUUGAAUGUCAGUCUGCUGGCAAUAUUCAUCUAACCUAUUCUGCAUAACACAAGCUGAAAUUAGAAGAGGAUUUAAUAGUUAAGUACACUAUCUAAAUAAACUAUAUCAU
Messenger RNA from Peromyscus maniculatus bairdii (prairie deer mouse), 2598 nucleotides. RefSeq names its product POU class 1 homeobox 1 (gene Pou1f1). Gene Ontology annotation, biological process: regulation of transcription by RNA polymerase II. Gene Ontology annotation, molecular function: DNA-binding transcription factor activity, RNA polymerase II-specific; RNA polymerase II cis-regulatory region sequence-specific DNA binding. NCBI's taxonomy places the organism in Eukaryota, Metazoa, Chordata, Mammalia, Rodentia, Cricetidae. The record is from RefSeq and is a predicted model, not a curated record.